This is a messenger RNA of Xiphophorus maculatus (southern platyfish), 967 nucleotides long. Its product is annotated as PAX-interacting protein 1-like. Lineage: Eukaryota; Metazoa; Chordata; Actinopteri; Cyprinodontiformes; Poeciliidae. The coding region runs from base 71 to 766 and encodes 231 amino acids. The transcript has 14 exons. The record is from RefSeq and is a predicted model, not a curated record.
CCUGCACAACGCAUUCACUUUGAGAAAAACAGGACAGUGAGAAGACUGAAAGGCAACUGCAGAUCUGAUUAUGGCGAAGCAAAACAAUGAACUCCUCCAGAGAAUUACGACCCUUGAAGACAUUGAACAAAAGGAAUAUAAAGAUAUGGGAGCUGCUUUGGAAAAUGUGCAAGAAAACGUAAAAUCCCUCCAACAAUGCAUUAAUCAGGUGAAAGACUUUCAACGCCGUCACCAGCUUGUGAUGAGCCCUGAUCUGGUACAGGCAGAAGGAAUGUUCACAUCAAUAUGGCAAAGAAUCCAAAGGAUCGCUGGUUUUCAUCAAAGUCAACAUGCAGAGACACGUUCUGCUCUCCAGCAAGAGAGGGAAAGCCUGGAAUUUCUGUGGGAAAGUUCAUCCUUCCAGAACACGGCCGAGGCCACAGAGGAAAGAAACAAUUCACAAUCAACAGAAAGAAACCAGCAGCAGAACCAGAACCAGUCGAAGACAUCAAUCAUCAGCCAUUUCUUCAGCCGACAGAAAACAGCCACAAACACUGAAACACAGGAACAGAAAUCUGAUCUGAAAAUGGAAGAGGAGAAACAUUUACAAAGAAUUUACAUGAUAGAAAAAAAUCAACAAGAGCAACAUCAACACAUAAGAGAUGAUUUAAAUCAAGUUGGAAAAGAAAUGACAGAACUCCAACUCAGAAUUCAUCAUAUUGAAACCACUCAACGUUUUGAAAUAAGAAUGAAAGAGAUGGCCGGAGAACUUCAAGCCACUAGGUAAACAUUCAGUCAUUUUAGGAGGAGAUGACUAAAAAAUUAAAAUCAGACACCAAAAAAAGGAAGCUCCAACAGUAUCUUCACAAGCCCUAUGUAUCUUUUUCAAAUAAAAUCAAAUGUUGUUCCAGAAUAAAUGUAUUUACUGAACCAUUAAGCAUAUGUGUCUGAAAACAAGAAAGUGUUUUUAGUUUUUCAAGAGUUAUUU